CACAGAGGUGAGAGCGCAGAUGUCAUGAGAAACGCGACCACACGGCCAGAGCGCACAGACCGACGCACCGUCCGACCUCAGCCCGCCUCCACGCGCCCCGCUCUGGGAUGCUUUUAGCGCACAGUCGCCUCCGCUCAGGGCAGCCAGUGGACGUCGACGCAGAUCAUCCGCACUCUUUUCGUUGUUGUUGUUAUUUUUAACCGAGGAUCUUUCCCCCAAUUUGCAUCCCCCACCCCCGUUAUUAGUGUUUAUGUUUGUUUCUUCAUGACUGCUGCUUUGGGAAGCAAGCCUCAGCACCAGCUCCAGCAACGCCAACACCAUGCGAGCCCAAAUAGAAGUAAUACCUUGUAAAAUCUGCGGAGACAAAUCAUCAGGUAUCCACUAUGGAGUCAUUACAUGUGAGGGAUGUAAGGGUUUCUUCAGGCGAAGUCAGCAGAACAAUGCAUCGUACUCCUGCCCACGUCAGAGGAAUUGCCUCAUCGACAGAACAAAUCGCAACCGCUGCCAACACUGCCGCCUACAGAAAUGUCUUGCCCUAGGAAUGUCCCGAGAUGCGGUUAAGUUUGGCCGCAUGUCCAAAAAGCAACGUGACAGCCUGUACGCAGAGGUCCAGAAGCACCAGGCACGGUUGCAGGAGCAGCGACAGCAGCAAACAGGCGAAGCAGAAGCCUUGGCACGUGUUUACUCAUCCAGCCUAACCAAUGGACUGUCCACCCUUAACCACGAGAUUGGGGGCACCUAUGCCAAUGGUCACGUCAUUGAACUGCCCAAGGGUGGACAUGGUAAUGGUGUAGUCCCAGGCGGAUACUAUGGGAUGGAUUCCACCCAGCCGUCUCCUGAUCAGUCGGGUUUGGACAUGUCAGGCAUGAAGCACAUUAAGCAGGAGCCAGUGUAUGACCUGACACCAGUACCCAACCUGUUCAGCUAUGGAGGCUACCAGGAUACUCAGCUGGGACCCAACAACGUCAGCAUGGGAGAACUCGACCGUAUUGCUCAGAAUAUCAUCAAAUCCCACUUGGAGACGUGUCAGUACACAACAGAUGAGCUGCAGCAGCUGGCCUGGCAAACGCACUCCUAUGAAGAGGUCAAGAUGUACCAGAGCAAGCCCCGGGAUGUACUGUGGCAGCAGUGUGCCAUCCAGAUCACCCAUGCAAUCCAGUACGUGGUGGAGUUUGCCAAGCGCAUCUCAGGGUUCAUGGAGCUGUGCCAGAAUGACCAGAUCCUACUGCUCAAGUCUGGUUGUUUGGAGGUAGUCCUAGUUCGGAUGUGCAGGGCAUUCAACCCUCUCAACAACACUGUUCUCUUUGAAGGGAAGUACGGGGGCAUGCAGAUGUUCAAAGCUUUGGGUUGUGAUGACUUAGUGAGUGCGGUGUUUGACUUUGCCAAGAGUUUGUGUUCCCUGCAGCUGACAGAGGAGGAGAUUGCUCUGUUCUCAGCUGCUGUACUAAUUUCCACAGAUCGGCCGUGGCUGAUGGAGCCUCGAAAAGUCCAAAAACUCCAGGAAAAGAUCUACUUUGCUCUACAGCAUAUUAUGCAGAAGAACCACAUGGAUGAAGAUGCAUUAGCCAAGCUGAUUAGCCGAAUCCCAACGUUGUCAGCAUUGUGCACGCUCCACACUGAGGAGCUCCAGGCGUUCCAGCAGCUCCACCCAGAAACAGUCAACGUCCUGUUCCCUCCGCUCUACAAAGAACUUUUCAACCCAGACCCCAACUCUGCCAUGACAAUGCCCAAGUGACUGCCGG
Cheilinus undulatus (humphead wrasse) is the source of this 1742-nucleotide messenger RNA. It is a transcript of the gene rorb, whose product is annotated as RAR-related orphan receptor B. The record is from RefSeq and is a predicted model, not a curated record. Gene Ontology annotation, cellular component: nucleus. Lineage: Eukaryota; Metazoa; Chordata; Actinopteri; Labriformes; Labridae. The coding region runs from base 320 to 1735 and encodes 471 amino acids. The transcript is spliced from 10 exons. Gene Ontology annotation, molecular function: RNA polymerase II cis-regulatory region sequence-specific DNA binding; zinc ion binding; nuclear receptor activity. Gene Ontology annotation, biological process: regulation of transcription by RNA polymerase II.